Molecule: messenger RNA, 1868 nt
Organism: Morus notabilis
Lineage: Eukaryota; Viridiplantae; Streptophyta; Magnoliopsida; Rosales; Moraceae
Product: RNA-binding protein 34
Exons: 7
Biological process (GO): regulation of mRNA stability
Cellular component (GO): nucleus; cytoplasm
Molecular function (GO): poly(A) binding
Source: RefSeq, a predicted model, not a curated record
AGGGAAGCAGCUCCCACAAACAUUGAUGCCCCUCGACGGCUGCUUCAAUUUGCAGUCCGGGAUGCUGUGGCAAUGUCUAGACCUACUAUCACAGCGACAGAGCCCUCACUAAAGCGCCUCCGUUCUGUUGUUUCCACCACCACCAGUGACUCAUCAUCAAUUGAUCGUCCUCGACGACUUCAGUCUGUUGCCAGAGUGCCAAAUCCCAUGGCAACGAUGAUUAAAGCCGUGGCAGAAGCUGCCGAAGAUGUAACUAGAGGUACUGUUGAAGAUGUCAUAUAUGGAGAUGAUAAUCAACUUCUCAAGCAAAAACGUUCAAUGUAUCUUCAAAGAAGCGACAGCAGUGGGCACUAUGUGGGCAAUAUGGCCAUGCUGGAAAAUGUUACUGGGUUGGCUUCUGAUUCUACGUCGGAGAAUGAAGGUUAUGAUGAUGUGAAUGUCUUGGGUCAUAGUGUUAGAGAUGUUUCUCAACCUGGAACGUCUGGUGGAAACCAUGGUGAUAAUGAGAUGAUGGUGGAGUACAGUGUAGCCAAGAAUAACGACGAUGCAACGCAUUUCAUGCGAAAUAAAGAUCAGGGUCAACCUGCUGUGGCUUCAAAUGCCUCACAAAAGAUUGUAAACAUUUCUGUGAAUGUCAAUACUUGGAAGCCGCCCCAUUACAAGGAGCCAAGAGAGGUUUCAGAAGUGGAUGGCUGGAAAUCUGUGCAGGAGGGUGAGCGAGGAGCUUCCAAAUCUGGUAGUCGAAUAAUGAAAGAUAACAGCAACCAUGUCACAGUUAACGGAAAUGCAAAAGCUGCUGUAGAUUCUCAGAAAGAGUCUCAGAAGACAGUCUCACCUACCACCGGUUAUGUGGCUGGUCGUCCUUUAGAGGAUGCAGAUUCUCGAACUCUUUUUGUUAACAAUGUCCACUUUGCUGCUACAAAAGAUAGUCUUUCUCGACACUUUAACAAGUUCGGUGAAGUACUAAAGGUUAUAAUAGUUACUGAUGCCGCAACAGGGCAACCCACAGGGUCAGCUUAUGUAGAGUUCAUGCGAAGGGAAGCGGCAGAUAAUGCAUUAUCUCUGGAUGGAACCUCCUUUAUGUCACGACUUCUCAAGGUUGUGAGGAGAAGUGCUGCCCAGCAAGAAGCAGCUCCGGCUAUGACAUGGCCACGGCGUGCUACUCCAUUUCCCACUGCCAGGUUCUCCAGAGCCCCCUUUCCGCGAGGCAUGCCUGGUUCAUACAGGCCUCGUCCCAUCAUUAAACCUGGCGGUGCCAGGAGCUUCCAGUGGAAACGAGACGCUCAGCCCUCUCCGAGUGAAAGUGGUGCUCCGCCAUCUGGCAACGUGGUUCCCUCUCCUACCUCUCGUAGUCUUACCUAUAUUCGAACAGAACCUAAACCAGAAGCCAAUCCGGGUACGACUUAGUCCAUUGGCCUUUUCACAAGGUUUCUCAAUUAUAGUCAUUCCCGAAUUGAACUAACAAGGAGGGGCUCAAAUCCGACGGGUUCUCUAUGAAUCGGAAUAUAUUUUUGUACAUGGUGGAGAAUGUUUUCCAAUGUCGUAGCAACUAGUAAGACUCAAAAAAUGGUGGGGAAGGUUUUCCUUUUUUGACUAUUGGUCCUAUAUUUCAUAUUCUUUUUUCUUGAGGGGAUUUUUUGGUGGGGGGAAAUGAGUGGAAUUUUGCGAAUUUGUGAUAGUAUGAGACUAGUUUAAUCAAACCCUUAGCUGCUAGGUUUUCCUACCCCGGGUUAUAUCUCCUGUUUAUUUUUUUUUUCCUUUUUAAAUUGUGAAUAGCGACUGGACGGAUGGUCGGUUUAUUUAUGGAGGACAAUUAUUGAUUAUUUUGUUUUGUAAUUCCAGUUUCUUACAAGAGAAAAAGAAAAAAA